Messenger RNA from Rattus rattus (black rat), 3518 nucleotides. Its product is annotated as RNA-binding protein 27. Gene Ontology annotation, molecular function: RNA binding; metal ion binding. Lineage: Eukaryota; Metazoa; Chordata; Mammalia; Rodentia; Muridae. The coding region runs from base 147 to 3329 and encodes 1060 amino acids. The record is from RefSeq and is a predicted model, not a curated record. Gene Ontology annotation, cellular component: nucleus. Gene Ontology annotation, biological process: mRNA processing. The transcript has 2 exons.
GGCCCCGGCCCAGGGAGUAGGUGAAGUCUAUAAGAUGCCCGGUGGGUCAGGGCACUCGGAGCUGUGAGGGAACGUGAGGCGGCGUAGAGCGGAGACCCGCGGCGGGCCUUAGGAGGAGCGGCGGCCGAGCCCGCCUUCCCUGCACCAUGCUCAUAGAAGAUGUGGAUGCCCUCAAGUCCUGGCUGGCCAAGUUACUGGAGCCGAUAUGUGAUGCUGACCCUUCAGCCCUAGCCAACUAUGUUGUAGCACUGGUCAAGAAGGACAAACCUGAGAAGGAAUUGAAAGCCUUUUGUGCUGACCAACUUGAUGUCUUUUUACAAAAAGAGACUUCAGGUUUUGUGGACAAACUAUUUGAAAGUCUUUAUACUAAAAACUACCUUCCACCAUUGGAACCAGUUAAACCUGAGCCAAAGCCACUAGUCCAAGAAAAAGAAGAAAUUAAAGAAGAGGUAUUUCAAGAGCCAGCAGAAGAAGAACGAGAUGUUAGAAAGAAGAAAUAUCCUAGUCCCCAGAAGAGUCGUUCAGAAUCUAGUGAGCGAAGGACACGUGAGAAGAAAAGAGAAGAUGGCAAGUGGAGAGACUAUGAGCGGUACUAUGAGCGGAACGAGCUGUACCGGGAGAAGUAUGACUGGAGAAGGGGCAGGAGCAAGAGCAGGAGUAAGAGCCGAGGCUUGAGUCGGAGUAGAAGCCGGAGCAGGGGCCGCAGCAAAGACCGGGAUCCAAAUAGGAACGUUGAGCACAGGGAAAGAUCAAAGUUUAAGAGUGAAAGAAAUGACCUGGAGAGCUCUUAUGUGCCUGUGUCUGCUCCACCUCCCAGCUCUUCUGAGCAGUACUCCUCUGGGGCACAGUCUAUUCCCAGCACUGUCACUGUGAUUGCACCUGCGCACCACUCUGAGAACACAACCGAGAGCUGGUCUAAUUACUAUAACAAUCAUAGCUCUUCCAAUUCUUUUGGUCGAAACCCACCACCAAAGAGACGCUGCAGAGAUUAUGAUGAAAGAGGAUUUUGUGUACUUGGUGACCUUUGUCAGUUUGAUCAUGGAAAUGAUCCUCUAGUUGUUGAUGAAGUUGCUCUGCCAAGUAUGAUUCCUUUCCCACCCCCUCCUCCUGGGCUUCCUCCUCCACCACCUCCCGGAAUGUUAAUGCCUCCAAUGCCAGGCCCAGGCCCAGGCCCUGGUCCUGGCCCUGGCCCUGGUCCCGGCCCAGGCCCAGGCCCUGGCCAUAGUAUGAGACUUCCUGUUCCUCAAGGACAUGGUCAGCCUCCACCUUCUGUUGUGCUUCCCAUACCAAGACCUCCCAUUUCACAGUCAAGCUUAAUAAACAGCCGUGACCAGCCUGGAACAAGUGCAGUGCCCAAUCUUGCACCAGUGGGAGCAAGACUACCUCCUCCUUUACCCCAGAACCUCCUUUAUACAGUAUCAGAAAGACAGCCCAUGUAUUCUCGUGAACAUGGUGCUGCUGCAUCUGAGCGACUUCAGUUGGGGACACCGCCUCCUCUGUUGGCAGCUCGUUUGGUGCCACCUCGAAACCUCAUGGGAUCCUCCAUUGGGUAUCAUACCUCAGUCUCCAGCCCCACCCCUCUGGUCCCAGAUACAUAUGAACCAGAUGGUUAUAAUCCUGAAGCACCUAGUAUCACCAGUUCUGGUAGAUCUCAGUACAGACAGUUCUUUUCAAGAGCACAGACACAGCGUCCCAACCUGAUUGGCCUCACAUCUGGAGAUAUGGAUGCAAAUCCAAGAGCUGCUAAUAUUAUCAUCCAGACUGAACCACCAGUUCCUGUUUCAAUUAAUAGCAACAUCACCAGAGUAGUUCUGGAACCAGAGAGCCGAAAGAGAGCUAUUAGUGGUUUGGAAGGGCCCCUUACAAAGAAGCCUUGGCUGGGAAAACAAGGGAACAACAAUCAAAGUAAACCAGGCUUCUUAAGGAAGAAUCAGUACACAAACACCAAAUUAGAAGUGAAAAAAAUCCCCCAGGAAUUGAACAACAUUACCAAGCUCAAUGAACACUUCAGCAAAUUUGGAACCAUAGUUAAUAACCAGGUUGCUUUUAAAGGUGAUCCAGAAGCAGCACUCAUCCAAUACCUUACCAAUGAGGAGGCCAGGAAAGCCAUUUCUAGCACAGAAGCUGUUUUGAACAAUCGGUUCAUUCGAGUCCUAUGGCACAGAGAGAACAAUGAGCAACCAGCACUCCAGUCCCCAGCACAGAUUCUCCUGCAGCAGCAACACACCCUGAGUCACCUUUCACAGCAGCACCACAACCUACCACAGCAUCUUCAUCCGCAGCAGGUGAUGGUAACCCAGUCUUCCCCCUCAUCAGUCCACGGAGGCAUCCAAAAGAUGAUGGGCAAACCACAGACCUCUGGUGCCUAUGUUCUUAACAAAGUACCUGUUAAACACCGUCUUGGACAUGCAACUACUAACCAGAGUGACACAUCUCACUUGCUAAAUCAGACUGGUGGUUCUUCUGGGGACGAUUGCCCGGUUUUUUCUACUCCAGGCCAUCCAAAAACAAUUUACAGUUCCUCGAACUUAAAGGCACCUUCAAAACUUUGUUCAGGGUCUAAAUCUCAUGAUGUUCAAGAAGUGCUUAAGAAGAAACAGGAAGCUAUGAAGUUACAGCAAGACAUGAGGAAAAAGAGACAAGAAAUGUUGGAAAAGCAGAUAGAAUGCCAGAAGAUGCUGAUCUCUAAACUAGAAAAAAACAAAAACAUGAAACCAGAAGAAAGAGCAAACAUAAUGAAGACCUUGAAAGAACUGGGAGAGAAGAUCUCACAAUUGAAGGAUGAAUUAAAAACAUCUUCUGCAGUCUCCACACCAUCUAAAGUAAAGACAAAAACAGAGGCCCAGAAGGAGUUGUUGGACACAGAACUGGACCUCCACAAGAGGCUCUCCUCAGGAGAAGAUACAACAGAGUUACGCAAAAAGCUCAGUCAGUUACAAGUCGAGGCUGCCAGAUUGGGUAUUUUACCUGUGGGGCGAGGAAAGACCAUGUCCUCUCAAGGCCGAGGAAGAGGCCGGGGUCGAGGAAGAGGGAGGGGCUCACUGAAUCACAUGGUGGUGGACCACCGCCCCAAAGCACUCCCAGCUGGAGGGUUCAUUGAGGAGGAAAAGGAGGAGUUGCUCCAGCAUUUCUCAGCUACAAACCAAUCGUCUAAAUUCAAAGACCGUCGGCUACAGAUAUCGUGGCACAAGCCCAAGGUACCGUCUAUAUCUACUGAGACUGAGGAAGAAGAAGUCAAAGAAGAGGAAACAGAAACCUCAGAUUUGUUUUUGCAUGAUGAUGAUGAUGAAGAUGAAGAUGAAUAUGAGUCUCGUUCGUGGCGAAGAUGAAAUUUGAUGCGAGUUGUGUAAUUUUUAGAAAUAUUGUUUAGAAGAACAACUUUUUAGAAUUAUUUAAAGAAGUCAAUGAGCCAAAAAAAAUUUUUUUUCUCUUCAACACAGUAGGUUUAAGGACAGCAAGUUGCUAUUCAAACACAUCUCAUAAUUGUCUGUGAUAUCAAAUCACCAGAGGCCGUGACU